Molecule: messenger RNA, 9106 nt
Organism: Stylophora pistillata
Lineage: Eukaryota; Metazoa; Cnidaria; Anthozoa; Scleractinia; Pocilloporidae
Product: multiple epidermal growth factor-like domains protein 8
Cellular component (GO): Golgi apparatus
Molecular function (GO): calcium ion binding; protein binding
Source: RefSeq, a predicted model, not a curated record
GAUACGUUUCGUGUUUAUAUCGUCUCGAAGGGGAAAUCAUAAAAGAGUAUAUUUAGACAAGUUAGAUCCCCGGGAUUCUUGAAUUUUUUAGCUUCUCAUAAUGUCCAUGAAGAGCCUUCAGUGACGUAAACUUCUGAGGUUACGUUCACAAGCCUGGAAAUGUGCCGAAAGAUGGAAUACGUAUAAUUUCUUGUCAGUGGAUAUGAGGAAUGUUCGGGGUGCGAAAAAGUUUCCUCUGUUUGCGGUGCUUCGCACAACGAUGAUCUUGGUGAGGGGGGAGUGCCUUCUCUGAGAAGAAAUCUGUGUUUUAAUCAGAAAGAGGAUUGCGGUGGUUCGUCUAACAUUUCGGUGUAUAAACACGGUAACUAGAGCCGAAUUACAAAAUGGCGGCUCUUGGGUUGAGUGUAAUUGUUGUGUUCUUUGUCGCACUUUGCCUGGGAAGCUGUCAGGCAUGUGGAAGAACUAUUUUAACAGAUUUACAAGGAACGAUCACCGAUGGACCUGGUGGAUAUCCCGAUAACAAAUUAUGUGAAUGGCUUAUUAAAGCUCCACGACCAAAUGUUUCUAUCACGUUGAAAUUUCUAGAUUUUGGUACAGAAUGUUCUUAUGAUUAUUUGUUCAUUCAUGAUGGUGACUCAUAUCUGUCUCCCCUUAUUGGAAGCAUCAGUGGAAACAGUUCAUUACACACAGUUGUAUCUCAUUCAGGACAGAUGCUUAUCAAUCUCUAUAGUGACACCAACUACUCCCUCCGCGGCUUUAUUGCUAACUAUACUAUAGAAAACUGUACCGAUGGAUGUUCUGGCAAGGGAACCUGUGAGGAUGGGUUUUGUCAGUGUCAGAAAAAUUGGCGAGGCAAAGCAUGUGACUUGCACACCUGUCCAUUGGCUUGUAACAAUGCAGAAUCUCAUGGCAACUGUGAUUUUUCCCAAGGUCAUUGUGUCUGUAAAAAUGGCUUUAUUGGGGAAUCCUGUUCUGUUUCAACAAUGACUGCAGAUGACUCUAAUAAGUGGUACGCCAUUUCAUCAUCAUCUCCAAUUUUCCAUCCCAGAACAGCACAUUCUGUGGUUUAUUCAGAAGAAAGUGAUGUGUUACUUUCCUUUGGAGGUUAUUCUUUAAGUAGGGUAUUUGAUGACUUGUUACAGUUCAAUUUUACCUCAAUUCAAUUUUACCUCAAGUUAAACUUAAUUAAGACCCCUUUUGUUUUUCUUACAGGUUAUUCUUUAAGUAGGGUAUUUGAUGACUUGUUACAGUUCAAUUUUACCUCAAGUCGGUGGAGCGAGGUGCAAACUGGAUCUUCUAAACCUGUUGGGCGAUUUUCUCACUCUGCGAGCCUGUAUCACGACAGCAUGGUGCUAUUUGGGGGCGAAUUAGAAAAUGGGAACCUAACCAAUGAACUUUGGUUUUACAACAUUACUCUUGGAAAAUGGACAGAGCUGGCUGUGAAUGAUGCUGGAAAGCCACCUCGUUUGGCAGAACAUACAGGGACAAUAGUGGAUGAUGAACUGUAUAUUUUUGGUGGUCGAACUGUUACAGACCCAUUUUCCUCAACCAUGUAUUCAUAUUCUUUAUCCAACCAUAGUGGUUGGAAGAAGGUUUCAUAUAACAGAGGGAAUGAAGCAAAGCUGCGCAUGCUGGGUCACUCGGCAGUUUAUUAUGCAGAUAUGCGCUCUCUUAUCAUUUUUGGUGGAUUUGUUCCCUUUAUUCCAAGGAAAAGUAGUCAAUCCAACAGACUUCUUGCAUUUCAUCUGGAUCUUCGUGUGUGGUCUUCAAUAGAUGUAGAUGUAAAUGGUUUAGUCCCAAGAGGUCGUGCAUUUCACUCUGCAGUGUUGAUUGGGGACUAUAUGAUAAUUUAUGGUGGAAAUGUUCAUGAACAUUACAAUGAAGAGAUUUGUUAUGACAACAAAGCUCUGUUUUACAACCUGAAAUGCAACAAGUGGAUUCCAGCAUCAACAUUUGAUGCUCUUUCUCCUUCUGAUGGAAUUCCUCAACAGGGUCGAUUUUCACAUUCAGCUCUUCUGCGAAAUGGAAGCGUCAUGCUUGUGACUGGUGGCUUUGCUGGGUUGCCACUUGGGGAUGUCUUGGGCUAUAAAUUACCAGUUGCCAUAGCAGCAAAGAGCACUGCAGGUGGACACUGUGGUGGCCAUAGUACACAGAAAAGUUGUCAGGAAGACCCAGAAUGUGGGUGGUGUAGUACAUCAACAGAGUGCCUUAGCAGUGAUCUGUCAGCAAAUUGUUCAGGGAUUCUGUCACAGGGCUCUUGUCGCGAGCCCUGUACUAGUUAUUCACAAUGUAGUAGUUGUCUGUCAUUUGGUGGUUCUCAGUGUGGCUGGUGUGUACAGGACAGUAGGUGUUACCCUAUUAACUCACCAACAGGUGCCUGCCAGAUUGUCACUGACAGCAACAACAGAGAGAAAGUCAGAGGCUGGUGGGGUAAUGAAGGACAAUUUCUCACAUCAUUAAACCAGUGUAAAACAAUGGAUUUUCCACCUGGUCUGAUAGUUGUGGAGUACCGAGAGGUCCCAAACAUUACCUUUCCUGACGCUGUAAGAAUUAUCCCAGAAUCAAAGACGGAAAUUUUACAUCUUACCAUCAGAAGUAACCACUUGAGAGCCCGUGUGACUGAGAUGAUUGGCUUCGUUUAUCCAUUUAAGUUCAAAACAGCACCUUGGACAUCGUACACAUUGUCUCUUGUACUUGAUAAUAUUAAAGAUACAGAAGCAAAGCUUUGGCUGAGCACUGAUGAAACUGAAUCAAAGGUGGAGUUGGUAGCUCACUGUACAAAGUCGGGAACUCAGCAAUGCACAGCUGUAGCUCGGCGUAGUAACAAUCAGCCCCUGUUCCCGUCUCCAUCUGAAGGAAAAAAAUAUUAUCUUAGAGUUGAAGUUGACCAGAGUGUAGACUCUUCUGUGGAUUCUCGUGUUACGCUGAGGUGGAACCGAACAGAUUCCCUAUAUUUAACAGUGCCUAUAACUGCACAGUUCCUCCAGCCAUACGCCAGUUCAAAUGAUAAUUGUUCCGCGCACAAGACUUGUCUGGCCUGCAUGGCAGAUGCAUCAUGUGGAUGGUGUGUGACAGCUUGCCUGUCACGCAGAGCCCCCUCUGGUUUAUGUCAGGACGGUGUUGGAAAUCUAAGAAAUAUUACGUUAAAUGUGACUGAGUGCACCUUGUGUUCUGACCACGUGGACUGUCAAUCUUGUGUGCAGGAUGGUGGUUGUAAGUGGGCCAAAAUAUCAAAUACUCUUGGUUGUUAUCGCAAAGGAAUUACUGAUUCAGGAAACGCUAUUCAGGAGUGCAAUAGCCCUUGUCCAAGUCGCAAAACCUGUAGUAGUUGUGUAAGUGACGAUGUUGGAUGUGCCUGGUGCGACAAAACCCAGAGUUGCUUUGUGUUUGGAACGUACACAUCACGAUAUCCAUUUGGACAGUGCGCUCACUGGAUUGAUAGCGGAGGACAGUGCUCUAACUGCAGUCAGUACGCAGCAUGCAAUGACUGUUUGAAGGACAUAAGAUGUGGUUGGUGUGGCAAUGAUUUUGAUCCACGUAUUGGAAGAUGUUUUGCUGGAGGGUUUAAGUCACCUGACAAUGGCCAGUGUUCUACUCUAUUUCCAACGAACGGAAGCACUGUGUGGUCUUACUCAGAAUGUCCAGAUGUAGACGAGUGUAAGCUGGGCGUGGCUCAGUGUCAUCCUAAUGCAUCGUGUGUGAACUUGCCCGGUUCAUUUAACUGUGUCUGUAACAGAGGUUUCAUCGGGGAUGGUGUAACAGUUUGUAACAAAACUUGCUAUCAUGACUGCGGUGAUCAUGGUGUUUGCAGCGCAGACUUCACGUGUGAUUGUAAUCUGGGCUGGCUUGGUGAAAACUGUUCAAUAGAUUGUGGCUGUAAUGGACACAGCGACUGUUUGAAAGGCGUUGGUAUUUGUGACAAGUGUCAAGAUUACACUUAUGGUACACAUUGCGAGCUCUGCGUUCCCGGAUCAUUUGGUAAUGCAACCACUUCUAAAGGAUGUAACCCAUGUCAGUGUAAUGGUCACGGUGAUCCUGACAAGUAUUUUUGCGACAUGACAACUGGGCAGUGCUAUUGUACUGAUUUCACCAUGGGGUUCAGUUGUGACGAAUGUAUGCAAGGACUCUUGGGAAAUCCAAGGAAUGGUGGCCUGUGUUUCCAUGAAUGUGAACGUCGCAGUAUCCUCAUUAACAUCACGGAAGGUUUCAUUUCAACUGAAAUGGGUGCAGGAGUACAAAACAAGAUGGAAGCCAGCUGUCUUUGGGUAAUCUCUUCACUGAGUAACAGUAGCCAUGAUGUAGUGUAUGGCCCGUCUCCCCCCCCUGUGGAAAAUAGAGGGCACAUCACCCUCACAUUCAGGGAACUUCGCAUCAGUUGUCUCACUGAUCAUGUUGAAGUGUACGAUGGUCUUCCUCCUUUCCUUCUGGACGGUUCGUCGUCCGUCCAGUCAUUUUACCAGCUUGGGUCGUUCUGCGAUUGGAGUAAAAACAAGUUGAGAUCCGUCACGGCCAAUUUGGGGAACAUGGUUGUACUCGUCAAGGUUGAUUUGAGUUCAAAUGCACUGUCCAAGGGUUUUAGUGCGAAGUUUAAAGUCAGGAUGUGCCCAGAUCUCUGUGAUGGAAAUAAGAAAUGUGUGAUGACCUCGCAUGGGGAGCAAUGUGUUUGUUUAGAGGGGUGGACAGGGGACGAUUGUAACCAACAGUUGUGUCCAAACAACUGCAGUUUGUCGCUCGGCCAAGGGCGCUGUAAUCAGAUUGUCGGAAGCUGCGUUUGCUCCAGUGGAUUCGCCGGCCCCGACUGCAGUCAAGUCGUCACUCCUGGUGAUGGGGUGUGGGAGGUCAUUGGUGGACCACACCCUAACAGUAGUACCAAUCGCUUGGCUCGCAUGGGGCACACCAUGGUGCAUGGACCAGGAGUUUUGUUAGUGUACGCUGGUUAUUCCUUUACCUACGGACUGUUGGACGAUCUUUAUAGUUACAAUUUAACCUCCAAUACUUGGUCAAUUGUGGAAGUGAAUCGCAUUGACGCGACAGUUCCCUCUGCUCGAUAUCUUCACUCGGCUGUUUUUCAUACAGACGCUAUGCUGAUUUAUGGAGGAGAAACUGACAAUGGAACUGAUGAUUCCCUAUGGUCAUUUAACACGACAACACUCAGUUGGAAUAAGGGCCAUUCUGCUCUGCUUUACACCACGUCCAGCAAGUCAUUCAUUUUGGUUUUUGGUGGAUAUCGAUUCAGGGUUCACUCAGUGGACGCUUCAGAUGAGCUUUACUCCUUUGAUCUGACAUCAAAGAAAUGGAGCAUUUUGCAGCCUUUGCCGUCCAAUGAGCCGAGUCCGAAAUACUUUCACUCAGCAGUCAUCAGGGAUGAUGUCAUGCUUGUCUACGGAGGAAGGAGUAACACGUCGCAUCAGUUUUUCUCGCGUCAACUUUGGUUAUAUAAUGUUAAAUGCAACUAUUGGCAUCUUCUCUCAGAGAAGAAUUUGGUCGGAAGUAAACCUGACGGGCUUUUGUCUGCUGCUAUGGUUCAAAUUGCUGGCAAAUUUUACCUUUUUGGAGGAUUCCAUGGUCAAACACAGCCAGACCUGUUUAGACUCACUCUUCCUAUUGAUCUGUGCCAAGGGUAUACUUCCAAAGAGAACUGUACUGCAGUUAAGACCUGCAGCUGGUGUGAACUGCAGAAUGUCACGCAAGGGGGCAACGACACCUUACUCACUAAUAACAGUGCGUGCUACUCCGUAACGUCACCUCUACCAGCUAUCUGUCACGCUGAAGCAAAUGUCACGCAGGUCACACUUUACAAUGGUACAGACUGUUCUGACCCUACAGAUCGCGUGUGCAGCUCAUUCUUCUCAUGCAGCAAGUGUCUGGCAUCUUCAAUCUACACAAAUUUAAAUCCAAGCUGUAAGUGGUGUGUUGGUUGUAAUAAGGGUGGGAAAUGCAUUGAAUCGUCUGAAGACUGUAAUGAUGCGCACCCGUGCGCCGGACACUCGCAACAUGCGCUAUUAAACUCGGAUGUCUGCGUUCCGAACAAUUGUGAAGCGACUUCGUGCUCGGCUUGCAUUGACUUGCAAAACCAGUGCGUAUGGACACCGCAGUUAAAAUGGCAAUCUGAGGUUCGAUUGACUUUUUCAAACAAUCCCUAUACAUUCAGUUGGAAUUGCUGGGGAAAUCUGCGGCCCGAAGAUAUCGAAGUUAUCGGUAUUAGGGCUGUGAAAACAAGCUCCUGUCCCCAGCCGUGCACGGCUCACAACAACUGCACCGCCUGCCUGUUUUCAUCAGGUGCCGAUGGCGCUUGGAAGGAAUGUGUCUGGAGUGAAACUUUAGGGAAGUGUUUCUCUCCGUCCGCCCUGCCGCUCAUCUGUUUAGCAGGUCGCUGCGGACGAGUAUUGCGGGGCUCGUCAGCGAACUGUAUGGGAAACUGCAUCGACAACAGUCAAUGCUCCAGUUGCUUGAGUAGUUAUUACUGUGGCUGGUGUGGGGAGUAUGGAACAACAGGAGAAGGGAAAUGCUUUGAGGGAGGAUUGCAAGGUCCUCUGCGCAGUAGUUGCCCAGGAAGAAACGCUUCCAAUUACGUGUCACAAGUAUGGGCCUCCACUUUGUGUCCAUUGGAAAAUGAGUGCCUCAAUGAACGACACACUUGUGACAGGACUACACAGGACUGCGUGGACCUACCAGAGGAGUUCAAGUGUGUUUGUAAAGCGGGUUACAACGACACAGGGAACCCUGGGACUUGUCUUCCAGUUUGUUCUCAAGGCUGCCUUCAAGGCCGUUGUGCCAAGCCCGAUAAGUGCGAAUGUAACUUUGGUUGGACUUCUAUUGACUGCUCUGUCAAAUGCUUGUGUAAUGAGCACGGACAGUGUGCGAAUGAGACACAUCUGGAUGUCUGUCACAGCUGUCAGAACCACACAACGGGUCAAAGCUGUGAGUUCUGUAAACCUCUUUACGUGGGAGAUGCAAGAAACAACGGCAGCUGUGUAUCGUGCUAUGACGCGUGUAACCACCGAGCACAUGUGUGUAUGAGCAAAACCGACCUGGAGCACGGCCGGAAUUUAUCUUGGUCUUUUAAUGAAUCAAAGGUGAAGGAGUGGCUUGAUCAUGGUCCGUACAAGAUUGAAUACGACGAAGAAUGCUUAUGUCAAAACAACAGCGAAGGCCUUCGUUGUGAUUUGUGUGUCACUGGGUUCUUCAACCGUAAAGGCGACUGUGUUAGAUGUUUGUGUAACGGACAUGCAGAUUCUUGUCAUGUUGACGGGAAAUGUUCUUGUAGCAACAAUACAAUGGAAGACUGUCAAAAUGCAGAGGAUUGUUACAAAAAUCAGUGCGUGAAAUGUAAGGAAACCUUUAUGGGCAACCCAGUCGACAAUCAGCAGUGCUACAGAAAAAUCAGCGUCAUGAAGGAGUUUGUGAUUGGUAAAAAAACUUCAGAGACCAGCCAAAAUACAGUGGAACCGUUACCAUAUGGCCAAGCUAUUUUUUACGCUAUAUACCCCAGGUUUACCAACGUGGAUAUCCGCUUGACGAUUGACGUGUUCGAGGGCUCAGUCGAUGUUUUCGUCGCAGAUGAAAACAACGAAUUCACAGUGACUCUUAACGAAACCUCUGGACAUCAUAGAGUGAAUGUCAAGUCAGUUGCCUCGUCAAGACGAAAGAGGCGAGCAUCAGAAGAAGAUGGAGUUGAUAGUUACAGUAGUAAUGACAAGGUAGCCGUAGUGGUAGCAUCAAAUACUCGACUAAAUACUUUCGUUUCUUACCAAGAGAAUCACAAUGCGCUUGUGAUUCGAGAUGUUAGGAAACGCCUUGUGCUGACAUUCCCUCACUUGUCACACUACCUGCGUGACACAAGAUUCUACAUGGUAUUUGUUGGCCGUGAUAGGUCUGGGACCAGAGGCCAGGUUUACUUCCGGCAGGACUUGUCUCAGAUUGAUUUGUUCGUGUUUUUUUCUGUAUUUUUCUCCGCAUUUUUUCUCGUUGUUUCUGUCAGUGUAUUCGGCUGGAAGAUCAAACAGUAUCAUACACGAAGAAGAGUUAUCGAAGUGCGAGAGCAUCAGCUGGAAACAAUGCGAAGCCGGCCAUUUGCGACCUACUCGUUUCUCUGUCAAAUGAAAAAGCCGCAGCCAAGCCUAUGGCGGGUCAAACGUGACAUUGCUACUCUCAUAUUGCGUGACAGCUCAUCGGUCAAAGACAACCAUUUGCGGCUCAGGGACGUAAAAGACCGACCUGUUAUAUCCCCUGUUUGUCAAGAGAAUACUGAAGAUGGGCGCGCAACAGUUACCACAGUAGUGUUUCAACUUCCGGGAAACGAAUGCUCUGAUUUUCAACUGAUGUUAGGUUCUACAUUGAGUGUCGUUACUAAUCAACAUUCAGUUCGUGGUGAGCAUCACAGACGCGAUGGAAGAACAUUUGGUCCGAGAAGAACGGUCACUUUUACUAGUUAAUUAUUUGUAAAUAGAGCAGUAAAUAGUUACAACUGCUUUUAGAAACAGUUGUUCUGUUCUCUUUUGAAUGACUGGGUCGUCACGCAAGGCUUGAUAACCGUUACGUGACCAUCGUUUCCAGAAAUAGUUAGUUACCUUACAACAGUUUUUAGAAACAGUUGUUCUGUUCUCUUUCGAAAGAUUGGGUCGUCACGCAAGGUUUGAGACUUGUUGCAUGACAAUCAAAAUGUUUCGAACAACCUUCUCUCACGUAAUUCCUUUUUAGUCUUUAUGCAUUCAGACGACGUUUCCAGGUAGUUAGAUUAUGAAAUUGUACAGAGAAAAUGAAACGAUUCCGCCCUUUUUGUCGGAAUGAAAAAUACCACGCAUGCAUUCAUAAUGUUCGCGAUAUUUCUCCUUCAGUCCCACUGUUUGUUUUUGUUUUGUUUUUGUUUGUUUUUUUUUGUAAUUUUAGAAAUAUGUGACUGCAUAAAGUAUAAUUUGUCAGAAUGUUACGUAGUAAAAAUAUUCAAGAAUGGCUAGUAAUGAAAUGCUUUAGUGAAAUCUCAGUAGCUUUUAUAUUGAAAUCCCACCCAUCGCUCCUCCCCUUAACAGACCAUUUCCGAAUUACCUUUGGCAUCUUUUUUAAAACGAGGCCUGGUGCUCAUUCGUAUGAAAGUGAGUUUAAUUUG